Molecule: messenger RNA, 850 nt
Organism: Oreochromis aureus
Lineage: Eukaryota; Metazoa; Chordata; Actinopteri; Cichliformes; Cichlidae
Product: heat shock protein 30-like
Exons: 1
Coding region: 100-738 (212 amino acids)
Biological process (GO): response to heat; protein refolding
Molecular function (GO): protein folding chaperone
Source: RefSeq, a predicted model, not a curated record
GUCUCACUGCUGAGACAGAAAGCAAGACAAAGAAGAAAACAGACACCUGAAGAGUGUUUCAUCUCACAAGAAGAGGACUCAACACUAAACACACUGAAGAUGCUGUGCUCUCAUGGAGUCCAGUCUGCACUCAGUCCAUUCAUGGACUUCUACUGGCCUGUACGCAGUCUGUGGCCAGAGAUCAAGCCUCUGUUCUACCAGCAGGAUCUCCUGCAGAGAAACCUACAGGAGCUGCGCAGCAGUCUGGAGCUGAUGGAUAAACUUCAACACAGGAUCCUGGAGGAGACAGAGCCUUUCCAAAGCAGCAUGGCUGUACAACCACUCUCCUGCCAACUGGAAAAAGAGGGAGACAAGUUUGCUCUGACGCUGGACACUCGAGGCUUUUCUCCAGAGGAGCUGUCUGUCAGGCAGGUGGGCAGGAAGCUGAGAGUCAGUGGCAAGACAGAGAAGAAGCAGGAGGACGGGAAAGGCUCGUACUCUUACAGACUGCAGGAGUUCAGACAGGAGUUUGAUCUGCCCGAAGGACUGAACCCCGAAGCCAUCACCUGCCACCUGUCUCCAGAUGGGAAGCUCCACAUCCAGGCAGCCAAAGCUCUGUGUGUUGAAGAGGCUGAGAGAGAGCUGACUAUCAAGAGGAGCUCAGAGGACAAACCACAGCAGAGUGUGUGUUCACAGGCAGAAGACAGCAGGACAGAGACACACAGCAGCACACAGGACAAACCUGAAAACAUGGACUGAGACAUAAAAUGAUACCAAUGUAAAAUAAAUGUUUCUGUACUAAAGUUCAUUUAUAUUUAUAUGUGCAGUUGAAUUUUUAUAUCUGAUGAUAAAUAAACACCAUAAAGCUGAA